AGGUGCUAUACAAAUACAGGACCUCUACCAUUUAAAUAGUAACUUUAAAUUUGAGCGUGUGAUUGUUUGUCUCAUUGUCCCUGUGAUGGACUGAAGACCUGUCCAGGGUCCCCCCGCCUUUCGAUCACCACUGGUGUUCAGCACCUGUUCCCCAUGGCAUUAGUGAGAAAAGCUAUUUAAAAAGAACGACUCAAUCUCUACUUUUUGAUUUUUUUGACACAUGAAAACUUUACGUUAGCUGGUCGCUGACACGCUAAAGCACACCGUUACUGGACUAAACUUCACCUUCUCUACUGAGAAAAGUGCAAAGUUCAACAGGACUCCGUAAUAAAACAAAGUGCAUGAGACACAAACUGGUUCUGAGAUGUUUCAGAGAUGUGUCAGAUGGGUGGAACAUGAAAGGCGAAGCACUCGCUGACUAGCGUGAGAUGACUGGUGUAAACAAGUGAAAAGUGGCAAGCGUUCAGGGUGACUUCCUGGAACCCGUUGAACCUGACGUCACUCAGCACUCCAUGACCGAGACUCAGACCCGGUUACCCUGCCAUUAUGAAGUGAAGGAGGGGGAGCAGGUGGUGCAGGUCACCUGGAACAAGAUACUCCCAAACGGGGACAAAGACCUAAUCAUCAUGGCCCAUUUUACAGACGGACUCACAGCGUUUGGGCGUUACUCCGGCCGGGUGAAGUUUGAAAACAACGUCCCCACACGGAACUCUGCCCUCCUCAUUCUCAAGACGGAGGUGUCGGAUGAAGGCAGCUACAACUGCAAAAUCUCCACCUUCCCUAGAGGAAACUUUGAGAGGAACAUCAACCUUGAAGUCUGGAGUGCUCCCAUCUCUGAGGUGGUUCCUGAAACUCUGGUGGAGGAUCAGCCACACGGUCUUGUGGCCACCUGUCGAGCCACUGGGCGCCCCGCCCCCAUACUGUCCUGGGACACCGACCUGCAGGGUGAAUCCCAGUUCCUUGUUAGCGGAAGCGGAACCGUGUCCAGCCAGUUCUCGCUCAAGCCGCUGCGCAGCAUGAACGGGAAAAAGCUGGACUGCUUGGUGUCACACCCAAGUCUGGAGAAACCUCGCAGGAUCUCCCAUAACCUGGUGGUUCAGUACCCCCCAGAUCCCUCCAUCUCCUCUCCAUUCGUACUCUGGCAAUCUGGUAUGGAGAAAGCUGAGCUCAUGUGUGAAGACAAGGGAAACCCUGAACCUCUGAGCAUCACCUGGAAAAGGAAAGGAGGAGAACUGCCCGAUGGUGUGUCUAUGACAGGAAAGAAACUUACCUUUGACCGGGCCCUUCGCUUGAAUGACAGCGGGGCCUAUGAGUGUGAGGUCACGAACGCUGUGGGAACACGAAAAACGACCUACGUAAUAUCAGUAAUAACAGAAACAGGAACUCCUGACAACAUGCUGGUGAUCAUUAUUGGUGCUGCAGCCGGAGCGGCGGUCUUGAUGUUGAUCGUUGUGGUUCUGCUCGUCAGACGGCACCACAGGAAAACAACCAAAAGGCUUCAGUGUGAACUCAAAGAAAAAACGGAUGAAAUUAACAACCUCUCAAGACAGAGCUCUUUCAGGCGACUGUACUCCUACAGCUCCAACACCAGAAUGCCGGAUGAAGAAAGCGACUCCUUAAGAAUAAGCAACCGAAAUGGAAACAUUCGUGUGUCUUCGAGAAAUUUCUCCAAGAAAGGCAGCAUGCCCAUUCUGGACGACGACAUUGAGCGGGAUAAUUUAGGACGUCCCAUCAUUGGGCUGGACGAGGGGGAGAGCGUGGCAUCAGAAGAUAUGGGUUCAGAGAUGGACUACCACAGGAGGAAGAUAGAAGCACACAGAAUGAAUGCCUAUGGAAUAGAGACGGUCUUGAAGGAAAGCAACGCAUCGGUGGAUUCUGGUCAUCCGGCUUCUCUGGAUCCUCCGAAGGCCCAGCAGGAUGACCACAUCGGCCCCAGAGGGUUGGACCUGGGGCACAUGGUGGGGGGAGACUCACCUUACCUUGGAGAAAGAUAUGGGAAUGGCAACGUCCAGAUCUCCAAGUGUAUGAGCGACCAUUUUUACUACAGCAAUGGUUCCCUCAGGCCAAAGCCCCACAAUGGCAUCCUGAUGUCCCCCAAACCCACAAUUAUCUAAAGCUCAGACUCUCAUCCAGAACUAGAGAAGCCCGUCUGCAUCCCUGCAACGAUGGAGGACUUAUUCUUAUUAGUUUAGAAGCGAAUGCAUGACUUUGAGGCUGUUUCAUGCACUCUGUCAAAAGGGAACAGUUGUUAGAGGAUAAUAACCCUGAGGAAUGGCUCCUUCAUCAUGUUACAGUAAUAAAUGUUUAUUUGGGACACAGUAAGCGCUUACUUUCUCAGAGACUGUACAAAAAUAACUGCCAAUGUUUUCACUCUUUUUUUGGGGAAAUUCUAAACGGUCAUUCAGAAACCAGAGUGAUCUGAAUAAUUUUGGGGUCUUUUUAAAAAUUGUUUUUGUCAAUUUGUUACAAGGAGAGAGAGAGAAUGCAAUAAAACUGGAGGAAAGAAAGAAGAAAACUGCUAAAAUUCAGUCAGGAUUCACUGAAGGGAAGUUAUACCAACUGUGUCCAACCCAUCUAGCAUAUUUUAGUUUUUUACCGGCCCCAGCACCUGAUUUGAUUGUUGAAUCAGCUGUUCAGCAGGUAAUCAAGCUCUGCAGAAACCUGUUAAUCACCUAUUCGUUAAAUGUGUUGAAGCACUGGCAUCACCGGUCCCUCCGAGCACCACCAGCAGGCAAGGUGGGUGAAGUCUUUGCCCAAGGACACAACAGCAGCAGUCUCUGCUGGGAGCUGGGAUUGGUCAGACAACACUCUGAUUACUCUAUAAGCUGGACAGAGACCCUAAAGCACCAGGGCUAGGGACCACUGCUUCAAGUAAUGCAAAAAACAAGCAAAGAUGCUAAUUUUUCCUCCAGAGACCGUUGUAACAAGUUUUGCAGUUACUCUCUUCACCUCAGUGGUCAUAAUGUUAUGGCAUGUUGGUGGUAAUAUACUAUGCUUACUUUUUUGCCCUCAACAACUACCUUCCACUGCCAAAAGGUCAAAAGGAAAAACAUAAAUGUUUUUUUACCUGAUGGAAAAACUGGACCAACUGUGAAUAUUUUUGUAUAAAAGCACUGUCAGGUGGAAUAUAAUCAUGUAAAUUGUUUUUUCUUCUGUGAAACUUGUAAAUACUGAAACCUUGAAAAUACAACAUUGAUGCUGAAGUGA
Messenger RNA from Nothobranchius furzeri (turquoise killifish), 3207 nucleotides. RefSeq names its product nectin cell adhesion molecule 4b (gene nectin4b). Gene Ontology annotation, cellular component: adherens junction. The record is from RefSeq and is a predicted model, not a curated record. NCBI's taxonomy places the organism in Eukaryota, Metazoa, Chordata, Actinopteri, Cyprinodontiformes, Nothobranchiidae. Gene Ontology annotation, biological process: heterophilic cell-cell adhesion; homophilic cell-cell adhesion.